CCUUAUUUUGUUUCGCAGAGGCAGAGACAAUUGCCUUUAGCACGAGUUUCUUCCGGAAGAGUCGAUAUUUCUUUCCUCUCUAGCUUAAGUGAUGGCUACUCCGGAAGAAGCAGCGUAUGAAAAGUUUCUAGAGAGAGUUCGCCGUACUGUGUAUAUAGACGAACUCACGCCUCUUGCCACAACUCCGGUUAUUGAAUCUGCUUUCAAUCAGUUUGGGACUGUCAAGAAAGUCAGCUUCAUACCAAAUUUCUUGGGUCCAAAGGAGCUUCCUGUGAGUGUUCUCGUUGAGAUGGAGACUGAAGAUAUGGCACAAGCUGUUAUCUCCACUGUGUCACAGUUACCUUUUAUGGUUGCUGGAAUGCCCAGGCCUGUCAGAGCUAGUGCUGCUGAGCCUAAUAUGUUUGUGGAUCGACCAAAGAAGCCUGGUAGAACCAUCCGUUUUCGCUGGAUUGAGCCUAACGAUCCUGAUUUCGACAAGGCCAGGAGAAUGAAGAGGCUUGCUCGUAAGCAUACUGCUGAAAAUUCGUUCAUGCUCAAGAAACAGCUUGAGGAGGCAGAAAAGCUGUCGAAACAGCAAUCUGAGACGGCGGUAACACAUCAUAAGAAGUUUGAGAUGAUGGAUAAACUCCUCUACGAUGGCGUUGCUCAGAAACUGGCUGACCGUUACAGCAUGAAAUGUUUUCCUUAUCGCUAGAGAGACACCAUCUUUCCUAGUGUUGAGGGCUUUUACCAUUGUAUAGGUAUGGUAAAAAGGUUAAGAGUCUAAUAGAGUCUAUCUAAGUACUAGUAAGUGAAAAUUGUUGGGGAAAAUGCUGAAAGCCAAGGGGAUGGUAUUUUGCUUAGAACUUGCUUAUGCCACUAGUUUGUGCAGUGUCUAUUUGGUUGACCUGACUUUGUUUUAGGUGCGGUGUGUUUAGCCUUUCUUAACUCGUAAUGAAGAAUGUUCCACAUUGCUCACUUA
Messenger RNA from Arabidopsis lyrata subsp. lyrata, 961 nucleotides. RefSeq lists its product as uncharacterized. The record is from RefSeq and is a predicted model, not a curated record. The transcript is spliced from 3 exons. The coding region runs from base 92 to 694 and encodes 200 amino acids. Lineage: Eukaryota; Viridiplantae; Streptophyta; Magnoliopsida; Brassicales; Brassicaceae. Gene Ontology annotation, molecular function: RNA binding.